Molecule: messenger RNA, 2659 nt
Organism: Gekko japonicus
Lineage: Eukaryota; Metazoa; Chordata; Lepidosauria; Squamata; Gekkonidae
Gene: SHC1
Product: SHC (Src homology 2 domain containing) transforming protein 1
Exons: 12
Coding region: 35-1861 (608 amino acids)
Biological process (GO): cell surface receptor protein tyrosine kinase signaling pathway; intracellular signal transduction
Cellular component (GO): plasma membrane
Molecular function (GO): receptor tyrosine kinase binding
Source: RefSeq, a predicted model, not a curated record
AACAGCCUCAAACCCGUCCUGUCCUGCUUCCAGGAUGGAUCUCCUGCAGAAGAGCAAAUACAACCACCUGCGCAACGACUCCCUCUCUUCCCUGGAAGAGGCCUCAGUGCUGGCGGCGGCGGAGGGGGACUCCCCGUCCUCUGAGCCCCUGGCGGCCGCCCCGUCCCUGCCCAGCUCCCUCUCCUCCUCCUCCCUCAGCCCCAUGCUCCCCCUGGGCGAGCUCUCCUCCGAGUCUGAGGACAGCCCCACCACCCUCUGCUCCUUCUUCCCCAAAAUGGCCAGCCUGAAACUCUCCAACCCCUCCGCCUUCCUCGGCCUCCGGCCCUUCUCCAAAGAGGCGGCCGGCGGUGGCGGCACCAACGGGGCCGGGGAGCCUCCCGCUGCCGCCGCCAUCCCCCCCAGCCCGGACUCAGCGGGGGCCGUUCCCGUCUAUUCCCAGGAUAUGAACAAGCUGGGCUGCGGCAAGAAGAUGCGGGUGGAAGGCGGACAGCUGGGCGGCGACGAGUGGACCCGGCACGGCAGCUUCGUCAACAAGCCCACCCGGGGGUGGCUGCACCCCGAUGACAAGGUGAUGGGCCCCGGAGUCUCCUACCUCGUCCGGUACAUGGGUUGCGUGGAAGUGCUCCAGUCGAUGAGGGCGCUGGACUUCAACACGAGGACUCAAGUCACGAGGGAGGCCAUCGGCUUGGUCUGUGAAGCAGUGCCCGGCGCCAAGGGAGCCAUCCGGCGGAGGAAGCCCUGCGGCCGCUCGCUCAACUCCAUCCUCGGCAAGAGCAACCUGAAGUUUGCCGCCAUGCCCAUCACGCUCACCAUCUCCACCAGCAGCCUCAACCUCAUGGCGUCCGACUGCAAGCAGAUCAUUGCCAAUCAUCACAUGCAGUCGAUUUCUUUUGCAUCCGGAGGGGAUCCGGACACAGCCGAGUACGUCGCCUACGUUGCCAAAGACCCUGUCAAUCACAGAGCCUGCCACAUCCUGGAGUGCCCAGAGGGGCUGGCUCAGGACGUCAUCAGCACCAUCGGGCAGGCGUUCGAAUUGCGCUUCAAGCAGUACCUCAAGAACCCUCCCAAGCUCGUCACGCCUCACGACAGGAUGGCCGGUUUCGACGGCUCCGCUUGGGACGAAGAAGAGGACCCGCCGCCCGAUCACCAGUACUAUAACGACUUCCCUGGGAAGGAGCCGCCCCUGGGAGGCGUGGUCGACAUGCGCUUAUGGGACGGAGCCGGGGCAGCCCAGACGCCCAACCACCUGGGGGCCACCCUGCCGGUAGGUCAGAUGGCCGGGGGGGACUGUGACGCCAGGAAGCCGCCCCCCAUGGCUCAAGGCAGGGACAGAUACCCCGCUGCUGCCGCCAGCCCGUCUGGGCGGACGGACCUGUUUGACGAUCCCUCCUACGUCAACGUGCAGAACCUGGAGAAGGCCCGGCAAGUCAGUCUGAGCACCGCCACCAACGGCAGUGUCCAGAGAGAUCUCUUUGAUAUGAAGCCAUUCGAGGACGCCCUGCGCGUGCCUCCCCCCGUGCCGCCGGCCCAGCUGGUGGCGUCCAUGGAGGAGCAGCUGCGCCGGGAGCCCUGGUACCACGGCCAGAUGAGCCGCAAAGAGGCCGAGAAGCUGCUGCAGGCCAACGGGGACUUCCUCGUGCGGGAGAGCACCACCACGCCGGGCCAGUACGUGUUGACCGGCCUGCAAGGGGGACAGCCCAAGCACCUGCUUCUCGUCGACCCCGAAGGAGUGGUCCGAACGAAGGACCACCGCUUCGAGAGCGUCAGCCACCUCAUCAGCUACCACAUGGACAAUCGGUUGCCGAUCAUCUCGGCGGGCAGCGAGCUCUGCCUGCAACAGCCUGUGGAGCGGAGGCCUUGAGACGCCAGGGGGCUGGGCGCACCCCACCCCCACCCUGUCUUCUCCUUCUGGCUGUUCCUCCCAGGCCAGCCCACCUUCCGCGGGGCCCCACUUCUCCGCCGGCCACACCGCACGGGCUCUCGCGCCCCGUCUCGCCAGGUGUCGCGGCUCCCGUCUGGACCGUCAGCAAGAGGGACACCAUUUCUGCCAAAGCGUCUCCCUCUUUCCCCGAACCGGAUCCCGGCCCCCGUUUGGUAGCGGAAAUCCGCCUGAUCGCUUUGACCCGCCCGUCACCGCUCACGGGAUUCUUCAUUUCUCACGAAAGAAAGUCCGGGAGUGAAACUGCCUUUCCCUCCCCUUCAUCGAAGCCCCUCCAGGGUGCUAGUCCUUAGUGAGGGUGCUGGAUUCCUUUUACUUCCUCGUCCCACCACCACUCUGAUUCCAUGCUCCCAACGUCCUGCCCCUCUGCCAGGUAGCCUUGGGAGGGCACACGGCCUGCUCCCGGUCCCCGAAGCGGCGGGACGGGAGCCGCCGAUUCCUUCCGCAAGGGGUGCGCCCCGUCGAAUCUUCCUCCCUGCGGACCCAGCCAUGCCAAAGUCCCUCAUCGUAUCUGGGGUGGGGGGAGCAGAGGCCGCCGACCCUCAAAAGCACAAAAAGAGGGCCCGCCGCCCUGCUCUCAAACGCGUAACCCCCCCACCCCCCCCCUUUGACAUAUUAACUCUGUGUGCCUUGACCCUUUUACAGGUCUGAGAUUUUAUGCAAAGCCCCCCCCGUGCUCUGGUGGCACAAACCUCACCUGUUCUUUUUUUUGGGGGGGGG